AUGGCUAUAUCAUUUCUGGUUGGAGUGUUGGCAAUCGUCCCAUUGCUCUUCUUUGUGAUACCCUUUGCGCUCAUAGGCGUCUUGCGUUUGUGGGGAUGGUUCCUUCAGUCGGGUACCAGAGACCGACGACAUGCUAUCUACCAGCAGAUGAAAAGGGAGCUCAAAGCGACCGAAGAAAAGCGCAAGCAGUUCCAAGAUGCCGAAGAUGACUGGGAGAAAGUCGAGAGCACAUCAGGCACAGCUCCCAACGGCGAUGUGUCCGGUAAUGAUUGGGAGGGCAUCAUUGGCUUCUUCCACCCCUUCUGUAAUGCUGGCGGUGGCGGCGAACGCGUUCUCUGGGCCGCAAUAGCCGCAACGCAGCGACAGUGGCCCAACGCCAUCUGCGCGGUCUACACUGGCGAUCAUGAAAUCGACAAAUCUGCCAUCGUCGCCAAAGUCAAGGAUCGCUUCGGAAUCAUGCUGCGCGAAGAAACUCUCACAUUCAUUUAUCUCACUACCCGCCAUUUCGUCCUCGCCAACAACUAUCCGUACUUCACGCUCCUCGGCCAGUCCCUGGGCUCUCUGGUGUUAGCUUGGGACGCUUUCCAUCUCUUGGUCCCUGACAUCUUCAUCGACACCAUGGGUUACGCCUUUGCUGUCGCCUUUUGCAAGUAUCUAUUUCCCACAGUGCCCACUGCCGCGUAUGUCCACUACCCAACCAUCUCCACGGAUAUGCUUUCCUCCCUCGACGACACGACGGGCACCAAAGGGAUUCACUCUGGUGGCGGUGCGGGCCUGAAGGGUCAGCUCAAGCGACGCUACUGGCACCUCUUUGCUGCACUGUACGGCUGGGUUGGCCGUCAAAUCGACGUCGUCAUGUGUAACUCGACCUGGACUGCCAACCACAUCAACCGUCUCUGGGCCCCGCAAACCAUCCUGCCGUCCGCCACAACCCCUUCCACAGACAAGCACCCAGACACCGUUGCAACGACAAUCUACCCCCCCUGCCCAGUCGAAUCCCUCAUCGACCGCAUCCCCCUCACCCCCACCACCUCCAGCACCCGCUCCCAGGCCAACAUAAUCCUCUACAUCGCGCAAUUCCGCCCGGAGAAGAACCACUCGCUCGUCCUCCGCGCCUUCGCGCGCUACGCGCACAGCGGCUCACCGGGCGCCGCGGCCGCGAAGCUCGUCAUGAUCGGCUCCGUGCGCGCCAACACGCCCGACGAGCGCCACAUCUACGCCUUGCGCAUCGAGGCGCGCGAGCUGCACGUCAACGACCAGACCACCUUUAUCUGCGAUGCCCCCUUCAGCGUCAUCGAGGAGUAUCUGGGUAAAGCGAGCGUCGGCGUCAACGCCAUGUACGCAGAGCACUUUGGAAUCGGGAACGUGGAGGGCCUGGCGGCCGGGUUGAUACCCGUGGUACAUAGGUCCGGGGGACCGUGGUUGGAUAUCGUGGUGCCGUGGGAGGGGAAGGACAUUGGCUUUCACGCGGAGACGGAGGAGGAGUUUGCGGAGGGGUUUGCGAAGGUGGCGGCGUUGGAUGAGGGGGAGAGCUAUGAGAUGAGGAAGAGGGGCAGGGAGAGUACGAGGCGGUUUGGCGAGGAAGUCUUCCGGGAGGGGUGGUGUGGGCAGAUGAGCCGGCUGGUGGAGAUGAGGAAGCGGUGGACCAAGGGCUUGAUGCGCGCGUGA
Cyphellophora europaea CBS 101466 is the source of this 1668-nucleotide messenger RNA. RefSeq lists its product as uncharacterized. Gene Ontology annotation, cellular component: endoplasmic reticulum membrane. The transcript has a single exon. NCBI's taxonomy places the organism in Eukaryota, Fungi, Ascomycota, Eurotiomycetes, Chaetothyriales, Cyphellophoraceae. Gene Ontology annotation, molecular function: GDP-Man:Man(3)GlcNAc(2)-PP-Dol alpha-1,2-mannosyltransferase activity. The record is from RefSeq and is a predicted model, not a curated record. Gene Ontology annotation, biological process: protein N-linked glycosylation. Bases 1 to 1668 code for a protein of 555 amino acids.